Messenger RNA from Linderina pennispora, 633 nucleotides. RefSeq names its product NIPSNAP-domain-containing protein. Gene Ontology annotation, cellular component: mitochondrion. The record is from RefSeq and is a predicted model, not a curated record. Lineage: Eukaryota; Fungi; Kickxellomycota; Kickxellomycetes; Kickxellales; Kickxellaceae. The transcript has 3 exons. Bases 1 to 633 code for a protein of 210 amino acids.
AUGGUACGCAGCGUCCUGUACGGGUCCGAGCAGGUGCGGCAGGAGACGCAGGCGACUUUGUCGAAGGUUCUGGCGCGCGGCAAGUACGUGCACGAAAUGGCAGUGCACCAUGUGAAGCCGGGCUGCUUGCACGAAUACCAGGAGAUAGUAGGCAGGCUGUAUCCGCGCAUGGUCCAGGACAUGUCGCCGCAGGUGAAGCUGGUGGGGAGCUGGAUGACAGACAUUGGCGAGCUGGACACGGCGGUGCAUAUCUGGGAGUACCAGGGGUAUCCGGCGCUGACGCAGGCGCAGCUGGCGCAGCUGCUGGUGAAGAGGCGGUCGCAGGUGAUGCUGGAGUUCCAGUUCUGGCCGACCCACCCGCCGGUUGAGAAGGGCGGGGUGUAUGAACUGCGCAGCUACACGCUGAAGCCCGGCACGCUGCUGGAGUGGGAGCAGAACUGGCGCGUGGGCCUGGGCGUGCUGAACCAGGUGCACCACCUGUGGCAGUAUCCGGAUCUGCAGGUGCGCAAGCAGGUGCGCGAGGACGCGUGGAGCGAGAACGGCUGGCCCGAGACGGUGCUCAACACGGUGCCGCUGAUCCAAGAGAUGAGCUCGAGAAUUAUGCUGCCAAUGCCAUUCAGCUCGCUCAAGUAG